Camelina sativa (false flax) is the source of this 428-nucleotide messenger RNA. Its product is annotated as heat stress transcription factor A-4a-like. Gene Ontology annotation, cellular component: nucleus. The record is from RefSeq and is a predicted model, not a curated record. NCBI's taxonomy places the organism in Eukaryota, Viridiplantae, Streptophyta, Magnoliopsida, Brassicales, Brassicaceae. Gene Ontology annotation, molecular function: DNA-binding transcription factor activity; RNA polymerase II cis-regulatory region sequence-specific DNA binding. Gene Ontology annotation, biological process: regulation of transcription by RNA polymerase II; cellular response to heat.
UCCGAUUUGAAGAGUGUGUUUUAAGGAGGGGGAUGGCUCAAAAUUUCCCAAACGGAUUGACUUUGUUCCAUAGGAGAAUCUAUAAGCUUGUGGAGGAUCCUGCAACGGAUCCACUAAUCUCAUGGGGCAAAGACAACAACAGUUUCGUCAUUUGGAAUCUGGAAGAGUUUAUUCGCAGAGACAUCGUUGACAAGUUUGAUUGCGGCAAAUUCUCAGAGUUUCGCUCUGAGCUUAGGCAUUAUGGCUUUAGAAGAAUCAAGAAGGGAUCUGGGGAAUUGGAAUUCGGACAUGAAGAUUUUGUGAGAGGCCAUCCUGAGCGUUUGAAGGCGAUGAUGCUCAAAGCUUUUAGGAAGAACAGGGCGAGAUUUUUGGCUCAAGAAGCACAAGAGGAAAUGCAACGUUUACAGAUUUGAUCAGAAUCAUCCGUC